ACGCCAGGGAGCCACAUCCUGGAAGCCACCACCUUUGGCAAUUCAUGUCCCCAAAUAGUUGAUUGGGGCACUCCUGAUGCCGCCAUAUUCAAUGCCAACACACCCCAUUCGGAGGACUGUCUCUUCCUCAAUCUCUGGGUGCCCCAUCCCCGGCCCUCCACACCAGCUGCUGUCCUUGUCUGGAUCUAUGGUGGCGGUUUUCUUGUUGGCACAGCUUCCCUGGUCAUAUAUGAUGGGGCAUUCUUAGCUGCGACCGAGAAUGUUGUUGUGGUCUCCAUGAAUUACCGUCUGGGAGUUCUAGGCUUCCUUUCCUUACCACCAGCUGCCCCAGGAAACAUGGGCCUGUUGGACCAGCAGUUGGCCCUAAAAUGGAUGAGGGAGAAUGCAGCAGUUUUUGGAGGAGACCCUACUCAGAUAACCAUUUUUGGCGAAAGUGCUGGAGGAGCGUCUGUCAACUAUCACCUCCUCUCACCAGGGAGUCAGCCACUUUUCGACCGUGCUGUGCUGCAGAGUGGAACGGCCAUUGCACCCUGGGCUUGGGUGAGUCCUGAGGAGGCAAAGAGGAAUGCCUUGGCCCUGGCCAAGCUGAUGGGCUGUACAGAAGGUGAGGAAAGGGCCAUAGUGAGUUGCUUGCAGGAAAAGAAAGUGGAAGAAUAUCCAAUACAAACAUUGUUGCUUCAGGAUCGCAAGAGCACUGUGAACUUUCCCACUGUACCAACAACAGAUGGAGAUUUCCUUCCUGAUGACCCACAGAAACUUGUGGAGUCCAGGCGCUUUCAGUCUAAGCCUAUCAUGAUUGGUACCACCUCUGACGAAGGGUCCAUCUUCACCUUCUUUGUUUUUCCUUACUUAAAAGCUUUCAACGAAACAUUUUUGACCUGGGAGCAGCUCUUGGAGGGGCUGAAGAUGAAAGUACGCAAUGCCACAGAAGACUUCAUCCAAUCCAUUGCUCUGAGGUACAUCAAAGCUGAACCAGAGGGUCCAACACAGAACCGUUCCGUCUUGUCCCAGGCCUGGGGUGAUUACCACUUUGUAUGUCCAGCUAACAAAAUUGCCUCAGAGAUGGCAAAGACUGGAAGCCCUGUCUAUGCUUACACUUUCACCCAUCGCAGCAAUGGCUCCAUCUGGCCUGAAUGGAUGGGGUCCAACCAUGGAUCUGAGGUCCCAUAUGUUUUUGGAACUCUGACCUUAUUACCAGGAACCAAUGUAACUCACACAGAGGCAGAGUUAGAGCUAAUCUCCCGAGUGAUGCGAUACUGGGCGGAGUUUGCCCGAAGCGGCAAUCCCACCCCUUCAGAUGACGGUGGGACAAAAUGGCCGCUCUACAACCCUGCAGAGCAGAACUUCUUUCGCAUCGGCACAGAGCCACCUCAAGUUAUGAAGCCCUCACCCGCCCAGCACUGCAGUUUGUGGGAGCCAUUCUUAUCAAAUCAGCCUCCAAAAGACAAUAAGAAGCAAGAACAGUGA
Molecule: messenger RNA, 1467 nt
Organism: Gekko japonicus
Lineage: Eukaryota; Metazoa; Chordata; Lepidosauria; Squamata; Gekkonidae
Product: acetylcholinesterase-like
Exons: 3
Biological process (GO): acetylcholine catabolic process; choline metabolic process
Cellular component (GO): plasma membrane
Molecular function (GO): acetylcholinesterase activity
Source: RefSeq, a predicted model, not a curated record